Solanum verrucosum is the source of this 668-nucleotide messenger RNA. RefSeq lists its product as uncharacterized. The record is from RefSeq and is a predicted model, not a curated record. The transcript has 2 exons. Lineage: Eukaryota; Viridiplantae; Streptophyta; Magnoliopsida; Solanales; Solanaceae. Gene Ontology annotation, biological process: regulation of DNA-templated transcription; endosperm development. Gene Ontology annotation, molecular function: protein dimerization activity; DNA-binding transcription factor activity. The coding region runs from base 3 to 668 and encodes 221 amino acids.
UGAUGAAAAAGAGUGUAGAAAUGUGGCAAGAGAUGAUGAUGAAUGAAGAAGCAGAAGAGGAAGAAAUUGAGAGAUUAUUUAUGGGUGUUAUGGGAGGAUAUAAAGAUGCUUUCAUGCCGCCAUUGACAGAUUUUUCCACCAUUAAUGAGAUGGGUACAAGUUCAUCAAAUGGGAAUAAGAGGCACAAAAAAGAAGCUCCUCUUGCUGAUGAUACUAUGCACAAGGAACGUAACAGAAGAGGGAAAAUGGCUGAGUUGUACUCUCUGCUUCAAUCCUUAGUCCCAACUAUCUCCCACAUACAUAAGGCGACGAGAGAGAAGAUUGUGGCGGAAUCUACAGAUUACAUCAAAUGUCUUGAGGAAGAAAUAUUGAGGUUGAAGAAGUCAUUAGUGGUGUACAAACCAGCUUUAUCUCAAUGCAGAAACAGGGUUUCUUCUGUUAAUGCUACUGUCUCGAAAGGAUUAGCAUUUUUCGGGAUCCAAUUUCAGCUCACACAAGGACUGAUGACUAACAUCUUCUCGGUUCUUGACAAGCAUCAGGCUGAGGUUUUGGCUGCUAAUAUCUCUGUAAGUGACCAUCAGCUAACAACAUUGACAGUCACAGUAAUGAUAGGAAAUAAUGAGAGUAAUAUCGUAGAGACUAUUCGGAGAGAAUUGCUUCUUUUUUAG